Molecule: messenger RNA, 807 nt
Organism: Antrostomus carolinensis (chuck-will's-widow)
Lineage: Eukaryota; Metazoa; Chordata; Aves; Caprimulgiformes; Caprimulgidae
Gene: RPP14
Product: ribonuclease P/MRP subunit p14
Exons: 3
Biological process (GO): tRNA 5'-leader removal
Cellular component (GO): nucleolus; multimeric ribonuclease P complex
Molecular function (GO): ribonuclease P RNA binding
Source: RefSeq, a predicted model, not a curated record
GUUGGAGCAGCUUUGCCUGUUGAUGUCUUAACAUAUGAGGAAAAAACUCUGUCUGCCAUAUUAAGAGUUAUUAGCAGUGGCCUUGUUAAGCUGUGGAGUGCUCUAACAUUGCUGGGCUUCUACCAGAACAGGAGGUGUGCUUUUCGAGUGCUGCAGACCUCUCCAUUUCUUCUUGCGUUAUCUGGGAACAGUAGAGAACUAGUCCUGGACUGAAUGCAGUUGUUGGUUUGAUUGAACGAAGCAGAAGUUGCUUGAGAUGUUGCAGCCCUUCAGGUGUGGAAUUUCUGGAGGCAGUUUCCAACAAAGAGCCUUGACAAAAGUGAUGUUUAUCAACUCACUGCUUGGAUGUCCCUUAUGUCACAGUUUACACAUAAAAGUUGGAGACAAAGCCGAACUCACCAAAGCUUUUACACAGAAUGAUGUUGUUACUUUUUCUGAUUUAACAGGUGACACAAAUCCUUUGCACUUAAAUGAAGAUUUUGCAAAGAAAUCUAGGUUUGGGAGAACUAUUGUACAUGGAGUUUUGAUCAAUGGACUUAUUUCUGCAGUUCUGGGUACUAAAAUGCCCGGUCAAGGUUGUGUAUUUCUUUCUCAAGAGAUCCGAUUUCCAGCUCCCUUGUAUACUGGCGAAGAAGUCACCGCUACAGCGGAAGUGAAACGACUGAAGGGUUCCAUUGCACACAUUUCAGUGUCAUGUAACGUCAGAGAAAGUGAAAAGACUGUUAUGGAAGGGAUGGUGAAAGUCCUGGUGUCAGACAGCUAAAGCUGUUCAUCCUGUGCUGCUUUACUAUAAAGGCCAGAAAUGUA